Halichondria panicea is the source of this 7030-nucleotide messenger RNA. Its product is annotated as serine/threonine-protein phosphatase 6 regulatory ankyrin repeat subunit A-like. Gene Ontology annotation, biological process: innate immune response; protein localization to ciliary inversin compartment. Gene Ontology annotation, molecular function: protein binding. The record is from RefSeq and is a predicted model, not a curated record. The coding region runs from base 148 to 4539 and encodes 1463 amino acids. Gene Ontology annotation, cellular component: ciliary inversin compartment; cytoplasm. NCBI's taxonomy places the organism in Eukaryota, Metazoa, Porifera, Demospongiae, Suberitida, Halichondriidae. The transcript has 29 exons.
CUGUUUGUACACGCCUUGGGUACACGUGCCCUCCUCCAAUAAUAAUAAUGGUCACUGAACACAAGAGAGCUGUUGGCAGGCCCUAACUCCUUUAAACUGCUAUUGCUAUAGACAGACAAGAGAAGGUUCAUACAGAUCUUCUUCAUAAUGGGCAUUGGUGUGGAGUUGUGGAGAGCUCGUAUUGGGUUGUUCAAUGGUGGAAGAGGAGGGCGGCCACGUAAAGCUUCCCUGGCUCACCAGAAGCUACAGUGUGAUGUUACUAUCGUAGUCACAAAGGUGUUGUGGACGCAGUGUAGCACCCUCCAGGCUGAAGAUACUGCCAGCCAUCGUGAUAAGUGUGUCGUUGAAUCAGUACUAAAUAAUGCAACAGACAAAGCUCCUCCCAGUAACUGUCAUGAAGAUGUGGUUCCUGAAAAGAAAAAAGAAUCAGUAACUUUCACGACUAACCAUAGCCGCAAUCACUCGUCAAGUAUUUGUAUUGGCCUCACCCUGAUCUUAAUAGGAGCAAUACUUGUCUUCGUCUCUCUCCUGUUAUUGGCCGGAGAUGUAGAGCUAAACCCUGGACCUGGACUGGAUACUGUUCUGACUAUCUCUGACAUACUUGAGGUGUAUGAGAAGGUGAGGAGUGCUAGUCCGAACUGGUUCAACCUUGGACUUGCGUUGAAGCUGAGCUAUACCGACUUAACCAACUUUCGUGAGACCUACCGUGGUGACAAUGAUGUGUGUUUGCGUGAGGCCCUAGCUCGUCGACUGCAGUCAGGUGAUCCUCUAACUUGGGGAGGAAUGUGCACUGCUCUCAGGCACCCUACAGUGACAAGAAAAGAUGUAGCUGAAGCAAUAGAGGGAUCUUAUCAAAGUCUAGAGAGAGUCUCAGAAAGACUUGAGAGAGCUCAAAACAGCACUACAGAAACUGAGUCAUCUACUGAGUCAUUGGAUGGUGCAAUCAGUGAAGUAGUCUCUAUAUCUCUAAGUACGGGAGAGUUAGAAGUAGAUUCGAUGGAAAUGGAAACGCUAUUCAACAAACUUGUGUCACAGCUGUGCCAGUCACUUGAAGUUCGAAGAAUUGAUAAAGACUCUUUGGUUGCUUGCUUGAUGGGGUUUAACUCUCUAAAGAAGGUUUUUGGCAAAACAAAUCAUUGUGUUUUCAGGAAUCAAAGAAAGAAACUUGGAAAAUGUUCAACUGUUGCAGGAAUUUGGCGAAUUAUUGCUGACUAUUUCUCCUUCUUUGACUAUGAAAUGGUUGAUCAGAUUACAGACAUUUUAGGGACAGCCGAGGACAAAGAGAAGAUGAAACUCUACAAAGCCAAUUUUGUGGAGUAUGCUAAACGACGAGUACGUCCAGUGACUGAAAAUAUUAGUUCAGAUUCCAGAGAAGAUACCGUCACUAUGGUUGUAAAACUUGAUUCUACGUACGACGAUUGUGAACUGAAUCGACUAAAGCUAUUCAAACGGAAUCUAUGCUCCAUCUUAAAUUUGAACGAAUCUGUCUUAAAACUUGGUAAAAUCGGUAAAGGUUGUAUCGAGCUAACAUUUCUGUUGUCCUCUUUCAUAACAAGUGACAUUUUUCCACUGUCAACUGAUCAAGAACAGGCUUUGCAUAGUCAGGGGGUCUUACAGCUACACUGUGGAGACGUUCAUUAUCAAGCUGAGUGUCGAUCGGAUAAAGGUGAUAACACAUCCAGGUCCAGUUUAGAUUCUGAUGAAGGAUUGUCCAGUACUCUUCAUUCUGAGUACAAAUCUGUUGCUACUGAUUACUUAGAGACGUUCCAAAUGCACCGUUUCUUAGAGGGCCCGACAGUCGACAAGAAAGGAGAGCGUUCUAAUUCUGACUCUGGGAUUGUGAGAAGCAAGAGAGGAGCUCGGACUAUUAAAUCAUAUCUUACUGAGGUAGACACUUUUGGUGCUGGCAAUGAAGAGAUGCUACAAGAUUUUAAUGCAGACUUGAGUGCUCUGAAACUACAAUCUAAUGAACCACCUCCCUCGGUGAAGGUAGCAAGCUUAAAAGUUCAUUCUGCUGCGUUUAAUGAAGAAAGGACUAAACUACGAUUUCUAGUUGAAGUGUUUCGUUGCAGUCCUCUAGCUGUUAAUAGAAAAGGCAACACGGCUCUUCACACUGCAGCAGCUACUGGUGAUGUAAUAAGUUUGAAGUACAUGAUUGAAGAUAGGCUAGUCAAUGCAGCAACUGAAUCUAUCAAUGGUGAAACACCUCUUCAUCAUGCUGCUUUCAAUGGACACUUGAACAUUGUGACGUAUCUUGUUGGCACCCAGCAAGUGGACCCACUUGUUCUGGACAACUAUCUAUCUUCACCACUGCAUAAAUCUUGUCUAGGUGGUGACUUAAACACUAUAAAGUACCUAAUGUACGAGAGUCAGCAACAUCAGCCAGUGGAUGUUAAUGAGCAAACAGCUGGAGGGCGGACAAUGCUUCAUUGUGCUGCUUUCUCUGGGAAUUCUGAGCUGAUUAGUUAUCUUCUCACUGGCAAUCUCCUCCAAGGUGAUACUCCCUCUCAAGGACACUGUGAUGUUAACUGUCAAACUAAGGAUGGUAACACUCCUCUCAUGGUAGCUGCUCUAGAAGGCCACAUCAGUGUUGUGGAACUACUGGUUUCCAUGGGGGCUCAAGUCAACAAUCAGAACAAUAAUGGACGGACUGCUCUCUGGAAAGCCAGCCUCGAUGGACACAAAGAUGUUGCUCAUUAUUUGAUCACUGCUGGAGCCAUUGUUGACCUACCAAACACAAAUGGUAACACUCCUCUCAUGGCAGCUGCUCACGAAGGCCAUCUCAGUGUUGUGGAACUACUGGUUUCUAAGGGAGCUCAACUCAACAGUCAAAAUAAAGAUGGUAACACUCCUCUCAUGGCAGCUGCUCAAAAAGGCCAUAUCAGUGUUGUGGAACUACUGGUUUCUAUCGGGGCUCAAGUCAACAAUCAGAGCAAUGAUGGACGGACUGCUCUCUGGACAGCCAGCUUCAGUGGACACAAAGAUGUCGCUCACCAUUUGAUCACUGCUGGAGCCAUUGUUGACCUAACAAACAUGGAUGGUUUCACUCCUCUCAUAGUAGCUGCUCAAGAAGGCCAUCUCAGUGUUGUGGAACUACUGGUUUCUGUGAGGGCUCAAGUCAACAGCCAGAAUAAAGAUGGUAACACUCCUCUCAUGGCAGCUGCUCAAAAAGGCCAUAUCAGUGUUGUGGAACUACUGGUUUCUAUCGGGGCUCAAGUCAACAAUCAGAGCAAUGAAGGUGCUACUGCUCUCUACUGGGCUAGUCGUGAAGGUCAUCUCAAGAUAGUGCAGCAACUCAUUGACAGUGGAGUAGAUGUUCAUGUACAAGAACAAGACGGAGAGACUGCUCUCUGGACAGCGAGCUUCAAUGGACACAAAGAUGUCGCUCACCAUUUGAUCACUGCUGGAGCCAUUGUUGACCUACCAAACACGGAUGGUACCACUCCUCUCAUGGUAGCUGCUCUAGAAGGCCACAUCAGUGUUGUGGAACUACUGGUUUCUAUGGGGGCUCAAGUCAACAAUCAGGACAAUGAUGGUUUCACUCCUCUCAUGGUAGCUGCUCAUGAAGGCCAUCUCAGUGUUGUGGAACUACUGGUUUCUGUGAGGGCUCAAGUAAACCAGAAUAAAGGCGGAGAGACUGCUCUCUGGGCAGCCAGCUUCAAUGGACACAAAGAUGUCGCUCACCAUUUGAUCACUGCUGGAGCCAUUGUUGACCUACCGAAGACUGUGGAUGGUUUCACUCCUCUCAUGGUAGCUGCUCAAGAAGGCCAUCUCAGUGUUGUGGAACUACUGGUUUCUGUGGGGGCUCAAGUCAACAGCCAGAAUAAAAAUGGUACCACUCCUCUCAUGGCAGCUGCUCAAAAAGGCCAUCUCAGUGUUGUGGAACUACUGGUUUCCGUGGGGGCUCAAGUCAACAGUCAGAACAAUAAUGGACGGACUGCUCUCUGGACAGCCAGCCUCGAUGGACACAAAGAUGUCGCUCACCAUUUGAUCACUGCUGGAGCCAUUGUUGACCUACCAAACAAGAAUGGUACCACUCCUCUCAUGGUAGCUGCUCAAGAAGGCCAUCUCAGUGUUGUGGAACUACUGGUUUCUAAGGGAGCUCAACUCAACAGUCAAAAUAAAGAAGGUGCUACUGCUCUCUACUGGGCUAGUCGUGAAGGACAUCUCAAGACAGUGCAACAACUCAUUGACAGUGGAGCAGAUGUUCAUGUACAAAAACAAGGCGGAGAGACUGCUCUCUGGGCAGCCAGCUUCAGUGGACACAAAGAUAUCGCUCACCAUUUGAUCACUGCUGGAGCCAUUGUUGACCUACCAAAGACGGAUGGUUUCACUCCUCUCAUGGUAGCUGCUCAAGAAGGCCAUCUCAGUGUUGUGGAACUACUGGUUUCUGUGAGGGCUCAAGUCAACAGCCAGAAUAAAGAUGGUUUCACUCCUCUCAUGAUAGCUUCUCGAGGAGGCCAUCUCAGUGUUGUGGAACUACUUGUUUCUAAGGGAGCUCAACUCAACAGUCAAAAUAAAGUGAGUAUAAUUUGUUAGUGCGUGCAUUGCAGUUCAACGAUUACAUUGUCAGAAAUUUUGAGAAUGUAAAGUUUUCGUCCCUUGGGCAAUUUAAAAGAUGGAUUUUAGCAAGUCAGCACCCAUGCAUGUUGAAAGGACCGCCAUGAUUAUACGCAUGCACGGAUGCCUCCGCUUGAUAAUGUUAUUGUCGAUUUAGUGUGUCUUUCACUCUGUCUUUUUGUAAUUAGCUCUACAUGCGACCUUUAUUCGAGGUAUAGCUACACAUUUGCAGCUGAGGUGAUCCUUUACCGGUCUCUAUUAAAAGUAGAAUUGUAGUUUGUUGCUUGUUUAUUGUGUGUAACAGAACACUCCUCUGCAUGGUUUGUAUACAUCUAUUUAUGUCAUGUGAAGUUUUGGAAAAUAUAAAAAACCACUUGAGGUUAAUUUACAGCUAAACCACAACUUUGCCAAAUCUCUAUCUGUAAGUACUAAGUUUGGGCUGUAGGAGUAGCUUGAUUACGACAUAAACUGCCUGUUCGUCUAGCUAUUUUUAAAAUUGCUUACUGAGAAAUUAACAGCCUGCUGCUGAACCAGUCUCCAAUUCUCUGCCACAAUAACAUAUUACGCCACUUAACUCCUCUUGAUAAGGAUUAGUUUUUCAUGGUUACCCAACUAUAGUAGUUUAUGCUGAAUACUGUACUAGGUAUAGCUAGGUGUAUAAUUAUAUCCACAUAAAGAUCUGAAUCUUCUGUUCCAAAAUCUAAACUUGGUCCCUUGUUCUAUAGUAUUGUGCUUUACUUGUGUAAACUGUUACACUCAUCUCAAGUGGUUUUUUGCAAUUUACUAUUUGCUCCAAACGGGCAGUACAUGCACAAGUAAAAACUGAACUUAGAGAGUGUGGUGUACAAACUUACUGUUUAGUUUCUCAGCAUCUCUUAGUAGAGUUUGGAGGGCCAUCAUCAGCAAAGGGAGUAUAAUAGGCAAGCUUAUAGGAAUGGAGACUGGGAAGACUGGAAUUGUCCUCAACUAUUGUUUACAACUUUGUUGCAAUCAGAUUAGACUGAGAAGACUGUAAACUGCUCAACUAUUAUUUAGCUGCAAUCAAAUUAUCCAAUUACCACCUUUCAGUAGUAAACACGGAAACCGCAGUGUAGUACAUGUGUAAAAACGAAACACAGCGUAGUACGUGCAUAGGCGGAAACGAGUAAUUGCUGGGGAGGACGCCAAGAAAAGACAUUCCUGGAUGUCAGGGUGUUCAACCCACACGCUCCGUCAAACAAAAACUCUAGCAUUGCAAACUGUUACAAGAAAUACAAAAAUUAAAAAAAAAGAACUUACGAGCAACGAGCCCGAGAUGUCAAACACUCAACCUUCACUCCAAUAGGCAUGGCAAAACAGUCCAUAACGUUUUACAAGCGACUUGCCUCUUGUCUAGCUGAAAAAUGGGAGCAGACAUACUGCUCGACCCUGUACUGGCUAUGUGCCCGCCUAUCUUUCUCUCGACUGAGAUCUGCAAUACAAUGUAUCCAUGGCGCCCGCUCAUCCAGGGGCCACGCUGUGAAGUCGUCCUCGCCAAUUGAUCUGAUCAGCAGCGAGGCAAGCCUCCACUUCUAGCUACCUGCAGGAAAACUGAAUUAAAGACAUAAUUUAUUAACAUUAUAUUCCCCACUUGGGGUCUGUAUCAUAGCAACUGGGUGGGGUUUAACUACCAUAAACCCCAGGCCUGGAGCACAUUCCUCAUAUAAACUCCCUUGCAUUGAGGGCGCACUGAUUUUAUACUAGAGGAUCUACACAGCCAAAAAGAAGCUAGAAACUUGUUGACAAGGGCAGGACAGAUGGGUGAGGCUCACUGCUUGGACAUUGACAAGUUAGUGCAUAGAGCUGGAAGCUUAGCACUGGCUUCAAGCUAUACGCACAAGCUUUUUAUUCGUUUUCAAUAGUUUUUGAGACUGUUUGCUAGUUGUAUCCAAGGUGAGGUAGCUUAGGUAGCAUGCAAGUACUUUUCAUUCAAGUGGGUAUAAUUAUAACACUUAUUGUCCACUACAUUCGAAUUUAUGGCAAACGUAAACCAUCCUUGGCCUCGGGGCUUCGCCCUCGUCCUCAGAGGUUUACUGCCAUAAAUUCUGAUGUAGUGGACAAUAAGUAUAACAUAUUUUCUUGAUUGUUCUAGCUUUGUAUCCAACCCUCUAACUUUUACAUGAUUUUACUGGGGAAAAAAAUUGCGUGCAAUCUAAUCAGCGUACUACGCAAAAGGAACAGAAACAUUAUUUUGGCCUCUACUGUAUAACUGAACACUCCUGAUUUUAUUUAUUCAUGUCAAGCAUGGAUAUCCUCCACACAAUAUUAGUUUUAAUUGGGCAGAUUUCGAUAUUAAAGCUUCGUUGUCGUAUAAAAGCGAGCAAAAGCUAAACUUACCUCUACACGCGACCUUUAUUCGAGCAGCUGAAGUAAUCCUUUAACGGUCUCUAUCAAAAGUAGAAUUGUAUUUUGUUGCUUCUAUAACUGAACACUCCUGGUUUUAUUUAUUCAU